Leptopilina heterotoma is the source of this 1220-nucleotide messenger RNA. RefSeq names its product protein ABHD11. NCBI's taxonomy places the organism in Eukaryota, Metazoa, Arthropoda, Insecta, Hymenoptera, Figitidae. Gene Ontology annotation, cellular component: mitochondrion. The transcript is spliced from 4 exons. Bases 125 to 1105 code for a protein of 326 amino acids. The record is from RefSeq and is a predicted model, not a curated record.
CACAGUUUACCUAUCUAGCAGACGAUAUAAACAUAACCUAAAAAAUGUUUUUUUAAUUUUUCGAAAACUAUUUUUAUAAUAAUAAAUAUAAAUAAUAAAUAAAUAAUACAAAACAAAGGAAAAAAUGAUAUUUCGUUUACGACAUUUCUCCACACAGUGUCUUCAGAAUCUUAGUUCACCGGUUACAUCAAUUAAACGAAUUAAACACCUUCGGUUUAAAGAUUAUCGAUCUCUUUCUGUACAAUCACGACCUGUUAAAUUAGCCUUUAUUUCCUACGAGUCAAUAAAAGAUGUGACACAAACGUCGAAUUUGUGUCCAGUUAUAAUAAUGCACGGUUUGCUUGGAUCAAAAAAUAAUUGGAAUUCAUUGUCAAAAACAAUUCAUCAACAAACUGGUCGUAAGGUGAUAACUGUUGAUGCAAGAAAUCAUGGAGAUUCGCCUCAUUCUACAGACAUGUCAUAUUCACAUAUGUCUGAAGAUAUUGUGCAAUUAAUAAAAGAUGUAGAUUUGAAGAAAGUUAUUUUAAUUGGACACAGUAUGGGCGGAAGUACAAUGAUGUAUGUGGCAUUAAAUUAUCCUCAAUUAAUUGAAAAAUUAAUUGUCGUCGAUAUGUCACCAGUGAGAGUGAGUCCAAGUCUCACUGAAAUGAUUAAAUUAUUUCACGCAAUGAAAACAGUGACACUCGAUGGUAUUUUGACAUUAUCGAAGGCACGAAAAAUUGCUGACGAACAAUUGUCACAGUCAAUUCCCUCGGAGAGAAUUCGUCAGUUUUUGCUCAUGAAUCUUGUAGAAGCGAAGGCUGGUGUUUAUAAAUGGCGAGUGAAUUUACCAAUUUUAGAACAAAAUUUCGCAUCGAAUAUCGCUGUGUUUCCACAAGUGGAAGAUCGUGUUUACACGGGACCAACGAUAUUUAUCGGUGGCGAGGAAAGUGAUUAUUUAAAGAAAUCAGAUCACGAGAGAAUUAGAAAAUUUUUCCCCACCGCCGAAUUUCAUUAUAUAGCAGAAGCAGGACAUUGGGUACAUGUUGAUAAACCCGGUGAAUUUUUGAACAAUGUCAUCACUUUCAUCAAGGAACCGUUAAUUAAAGAAUUCACUAAUAAUUAACCAAAAAAGAAAAUAGAAAAAAUCUUCCAGAACGGAAGACUUUUAAAGAAUGAACUGGAAAAAAAAAUAUUUGUAAAUUAUUGAAAUUUUAAUAAAACUUAAUUAAGGAAUAGAG